Molecule: messenger RNA, 1272 nt
Organism: Telopea speciosissima
Lineage: Eukaryota; Viridiplantae; Streptophyta; Magnoliopsida; Proteales; Proteaceae
Product: (S)-8-oxocitronellyl enol synthase ISY1-like
Exons: 2
Coding region: 78-1262 (394 amino acids)
Source: RefSeq, a predicted model, not a curated record
UCUCUCUCUCUCUCUCUCUUUGUUCUUUCUUUCCUCUCCCUUUGAUUCCAGUUUCAAUCUUAACAACAAAAUAGAAAAUGAGUUGGUGGUGGGCAGGAGCGAUUGGUGCUGCUAAGAAGAAGUUGGAUGGAGAUGAAAGUCAUUCAAAGGAAAAGCACGAGAGCGUAGGGCUAGUCAUCGGGGUUACUGGAAUCGUCGGCAACAGUCUAGCUGAGAUUCUCCCUCUUCCCGACACCCCUGGUGGUCCUUGGAAGGUCUAUGGAGUCGCUCGCCGCCCUCGUCCUUCCUGGAACGCUGACCAUCCAGUUGAAUACAUCCAAUGCGAUGUCUCCGACGCCCAAGAUACCCUGGCCAAGCUUUCCCCUCUCACCGACGUUACCCACAUCUUCUACGUCACCUGGGCCGAUCGAGGUAACGAAUCUGCAAAUUGUGAGAUCAACGGUGCUAUGUUCCACAACGUCCUUCGAGCUGUGAUUCCCAACGCCCCCAAUCUCCAACACAUAUGCCUGCAAACAGGCACCAAGCACUACCUGGGCGCCUUUGAAGAUUUGAUUUCAGGCACCGCUCGUCCUCACGAUCCUCCCUUCGAUGACGAUCUCCCUCGCCUGCCUACCCCCAAUUUCUACUACACUUUAGAGGAUAUUCUCUUAGAAGAGGUCGAGAAGAAGGAUAGCUUGACGUGGUCUGUCCUUCGCCCUGGUGUCAUCUUCGGCUUCUCACCUUUCAGCUUGAUGAACAUCAUCGGAACUCUCUGCGUCUAUGCCGCUAUCUGUAAACACGAAGGCAAGCCUCUCAGGUUCCCUGGGACUCGAUCUGCCUGGGAUCUUUACGCUGAGGCUUCCGAUGCCGAUUUGAUCGCCGAGCAUCACAUUUGGGCGUCUGUCGAUCCUUAUGCGAAGAACGAAGCUUUCAAUUGCGUCAACGGAGAUGUGUUCAAGUGGAAACAUCUCUGGAAAGCUCUUGCAGAGCAAUUCGGGAUGGAUUGUCCAUCUGAAUACGAAGAGGGGGUUCCCUCCUUUGCGGAGUUAAUGAAGGGCAAGGGACCUGUGUGGGACGAGAUCGUCAAGGAGCACGAGCUAUUGCCUACUAAACUGGAGGAUGUCGGGCUAUGGUGGUUCGCAGAUGUUACCCUUAGGGUUCAAGAAUCGUUUUUGAGCUCCAUGAACAAGAGCAAAGAACAUGGCUUUGUGGGUUUCAGGAACUCCACCAAAUCUUUUGUUUCGUGGAUAGACAAGAUGAAGGCGUUCAAGCUCGUUCCUUAGUCUGAAAUUG